Dendrobium catenatum is the source of this 1875-nucleotide messenger RNA. Its product is annotated as pentatricopeptide repeat-containing protein At3g62890-like. The coding region runs from base 1 to 1875 and encodes 624 amino acids. Gene Ontology annotation, molecular function: protein binding; zinc ion binding; RNA binding. The transcript has a single exon. The record is from RefSeq and is a predicted model, not a curated record. Gene Ontology annotation, biological process: RNA modification. Lineage: Eukaryota; Viridiplantae; Streptophyta; Magnoliopsida; Asparagales; Orchidaceae.
AUGACUACUUAUCUCCACCUCGCCGCCGCCGCCGCCGCCGGCAGAGGCUGCCCCACGCCUGUUCGCUCACUCCUUUCCCGCUGCUCCUCCCUCCACCACCUUCAACAAAUCCAUGCCCACCUCACCACCAACCCCCUCCUCUCUCCCGCCCCUCUCCUGCACUCCCUCGUCCGCUCAGCCGCAGCCGGCGGCCAUCUCAACUACGCCGUACACCUCCUUCAGCAUUUCAGACCAUCAUCCCCAAUUCCUUGGAACUUCCUCAUCCAAGCUCACUCCAAAUCCCCAAGCUCCAGAGAAUCCAUCCGCCUAUUUCGCCUCAUGCUCGCCCUCGAUUCCGUCUCCCCUGAUAAAUACACUUACACGUUCAUUCUCACCUCCUGCUGCCGCGAACCUUCUCCAUUAGCCGGGGAUGCCUCGCACGCCAUGGCGCUGAAAUCCGGGUUCGCGUUCGAUCUCUAUGUAGCCAAUUCCCUUGUAAACAUGCACUCGGAAUUUGGCCGGCUAUACUCUGCGCAGAGGGCGUUCGAGGAAAUGCCGCUGAAAGAUAGCAUCUCCUGGACUAAUCUUAUCAAGGGAUAUGCAAAGCAGGGAAAAAUGGAUGUUGCCCGUAAACUGUUCGAUGAAAUGCCACAUCCAAAUGAGGUCUCAUGGGUUAUCCUGAUUGCAGGCUAUGUAAAUGUUGGAAACUACCAUGAUGCAGUAAAACUGUUUAAUUACAUGUUACAGAGCUCAAAUGAUCGGCCCAGCGAGCCGGUUCUUGUAUCGGUAUUAUCAGCCUGCACUCAUAUUGGGGCUUUAACCCAAGGAAGAUGGAUUCAUGCUUACAUUGAUAAGAUUAAUCUACCAAUGACUGUCAAUAUUACAAAUGCUCUUAUUGACAUGUACUGCAAAUGUGGAAUCAUAGAUUCUGCAAAAGAAGUAUUUGGCCUGGCUCUGGAGCGAGAUUUGUUGACAUGGUCUUGCAUGAUCUCUGGGCUAGCACUCCAUGGGAGCGGCGUUGAAGCUCUCAAGGUUUUCCAUGAAAUGGUUGCAUAUGGUGUUCAGCCAGACAACAUUGCAGUUCUUGGGGUUCUGAAUGGAUGCAGUCAUUCUGGUCUGGUUGAUGAAGGCUGUUCUAUAUUUUACAGGAUGAGUCAGUCAUGGGGUAUUACUCCAGAGAUAGAACAUUAUGGGUGUUUGAUUGACCUCCUUGGCCGCGCCGGUGAGCUGCAGAAGGCACUCGGGAUCAUUUUCAAGAUGCCAAUUGAACCAGAUAUCAUCAUAUGGAGAUCACUCCUCAGUGCUUGUAGAAAUUACAGGAAUGUAGAGCUUGGGGAAAGGAUUCUGGAUCAGAUUGUUCGAUUGGACCUCAGAAAACAAGGUGGAGGGCACUUGCUUGUUUCAAACCUGUAUGCAGCAGCUGGCAGAUGGGAGAAACUGGCUAAACUGAGGAGCAGAAUAAGAGAUGAGGGUGAGGUGCAGAAACCAGGUUGGAGCUGCAUUGAAAUUAAUGGAGAGGUGCAUGAAUUCGUAGCUGAUGAUCGUCUUCACCACCAGAUUGUCGAUAUUCGUCGUAAGCUGAACGAAGUACUGAGGGAGGUGGCUGAAAAGGGAGGCUAUGUUGCUAAUACAGAACUAGUGUUGUUUGAUUUGAGUGAGGAGGAUAGGGAGCAGGCUGUACACUUGCACAGCGAGAAGCUUGCUGUGUCCUUCGGCCUCAUGAACAUGGCAGCAGGGUGCUCCAUUCGCAUAGUGAAGAGCCUCAGGAUUUGUGAAGAUUGCCAUUCAGCAAUGAAAGCUAUCUCCUAUGUUUUUGAUAGGGAAAUAGUGGUGAGGGACAGAUCUAGAUUCCAUACUUUCAAAGAAGGGAGGUGUUCCUGCGUGGAUUAUUGGUAG